Messenger RNA from Mya arenaria, 3485 nucleotides. RefSeq names its product bifunctional arginine demethylase and lysyl-hydroxylase JMJD6-like. The transcript is spliced from 9 exons. Gene Ontology annotation, molecular function: P-TEFb complex binding; histone H4R3 demethylase activity. Gene Ontology annotation, biological process: phagocytosis. Bases 94 to 1338 code for a protein of 414 amino acids. Gene Ontology annotation, cellular component: nucleus; cytoplasm. The record is from RefSeq and is a predicted model, not a curated record. Lineage: Eukaryota; Metazoa; Mollusca; Bivalvia; Myida; Myidae.
CCGAGUUCUUGUUACGAUUGAUCUUUUGCGGUGCGUACGUGAUUUUCUCUCCGUGAUAAAAUUUAUUCAAGAAAAUCGGAGAAAAUUGUUUGAAUGGACCACAGGGCAAGGAAAAGGAUCCGAGAAGCCAAAUCCAAAGCCAGACCUGAGCUGUGCUCAGAAAAGAAUGGAUGGUAUAAGCAUGAUUACCACAAGAACUUUGACCUGUCUCCCUCACUCGUAAACGACAAUGUACAGCGGGUUGAUGCACGGGAAACCACGCUGGAAGAAUUUCGCGAGAAGUAUGAGAAGACGUACACACCUGUUGUUGUCACCCAUGCCCAGGAUGAAUGGCUCGCUGAUCAGAAGUGGACACUUGAGAGGCUGUCAAAGAAGUACCGGAACCAACGGUUCAAGUGUGGGGAAGAUGAUGAGGGCUAUUCUGUGAAGCUGAAGAUGAAGUACUUCACAGACUACAUGAAAGACAACACAGAUGACAGCCCGCUCUAUAUAUUUGAUAGCAGCUAUGGAGAGCAUACAAAGAAGAAGAGGCUUUUGGAAGAUUACACAGUGCCGAAGUAUUUCCAGGAUGACCUAUUCCGUUAUGCAGGGGAAGACAAAAGACCACCAUACAAAUGGUUUGUGAUGGGUCCUUCAAGAUCGGGAACUGGGAUACACAUUGACCCACUGGGAACCAGCGCUUGGAACGCCCUUGUUACUGGAUACAAAAGAUGGUGCCUUAUACCGACCCAGUGCCCAAAGGAGCUGUUAAAGGUGAAAUUGUCAGAGGGUGGGAAGCAAAGAGAUGAGGCUGUCACCUGGUUCUCCGUCAUCUACCCACGAACACAACUACCCACCUGGCCUAGAGACUGCAAACCGCUGGAGAUUCUACAGAAGCCAGGAGAGACAGUGUUUGUCCCGGGUGGCUGGUGGCAUGUGGUCGUCAACCUGGGGGACAGUAUUGCCGUCACCCAGAACUUCUGCAGCGUCAUCAACUUCCCCAUUGUCUGGCACAAAACUGUACGAGGCAGGCCGAAACUCUCUAAGAAGUGGAUCCAGAUACUGAGGAAUGAGCGCCCAGAGGUGGCUGCCAUAGCAGAUAAGGUUGACCUUGCUGAGCCAACUGGUUUCAACUCAGACAGCAGCAGCUCUGGUUCAAGUUCAAGCUCCAGUGACUCAGAGUCAGAGACUGGCCGAAUGUCUGCCAGCAAGAGGCGGAGAAUAUCAAAGUCCAGGUCAAGGUCAGUGACCCCUAAUGGCAGCAAUGUUCGAAGGUCACGGUCUGGGUCACGCAGUAGCACAGAAAUGUCUGGCCGAAGCCACAGGAGCAUCUCGAGCACACCAAAGAACAGCAGAUAACAACGGCACACUCCUGGAUACACAUGUUUCAGGAACCCACAAUAGUUGACUACCUGUAUGCUUUGAUGUUAAUUGGAAAAAGAAAUAUUAUUAUCAUGCAAUAACAUUUUAUGCCUUGACAUUUGCCUAGAGAAAAAAAACUCAGUGCUAUAUUAUUAAAUAACAUGUAUGUUUUGGGACAUUUUUAAACAACAUAAUGGUACAUGAGAUAGUGUUUAGAUGGAGCAUUCCUUUCUUAUCCUUGGUUACAAUUGAAAGCAAUUUUGCAUUUCAUAACUUAUCAUUUAAUAAUUGCAAUCAACAGAUUUUGUAUGCAGUUUACUCUCAUAAUGUUAAGUUGACUAGUUUUCUGUAUGAUUCAUUGCCUUAUACCAGUAAUUAAGAGUUUGUUUUUUAGCUACAUGUACACAUGUAUAUGUAAUUAUCAAGUUUUGUAUUGUUCUUUGAAACCAGUGAUUGAUAUAGGCUAUUGUAGGCACAUACUCAUCACUGUACUAGUAUUACUAUGCAUGUCCACAGUCAGUACAUUUCCACUUAAUAAAUGUUUAAAACAAUCUCAAUAUAAGCCUGACAAAGCUAAUGCUCAGUCUCAUGGAAGGUGAAUUAGCUAUGGAUCCACAACAUUACUUGUGUGACAUCAUAGAUCUCGAGGUUAGAUAAACAAAUUAAAAAAAUGGUUACAGCUUUGACAGGAAAUCCAACAGAAACACUGUUGUUAUCGUUUUUCUGCGUGAUUAAGUUUGGAUGAGUUUUAUGAUGUCUGUGACAUGGUUAAUGUGUUGUUUGAAAUAUUCGAUGUGUACAGCAUGUAAAUUGUGGUGGUGGAGGAAGUUAUUGUUUUUUAGUGAUUUCUAGGUUCUGUUUUAGAUUGAAUAGGCUCAGAUUCGGAAAAAUAGUUUAAUACUAAAAUUAGCCGAUGCGAUAUCAUGGCUGUUGAAAAAACCUAAAAAAGAAAUACAAGAAGAUGUAAUUAAAUAGAUAUAUGUAUAAUGAUGGGAUAAAUAUUGUUUUUAAAGUGCAAUUGAAUAUUUUUCCCAAAGUGUCGAUGGUAACUGUUUAGUAAAUGUUAUUUUGAAAAAAUGCCUGUAAUGUGAUACUAUUUGUAAAAGAAAAUGGACUAAUUCUGUAGAUUCUUCCAAAAAAAUCCCCCUUUGUGGGCAUCUCUUUGUCGGCAUCUAUUCAGAAUGUGCAUGAAGCUUGAAAGUCUAAGUUACUGUCUAUAUAAUAGGAAUGUCGAUUGAAAACGUUAAAGAAAUUACUUUAAAAACAUCAAAAUUUCCACACUAUUAUUUGCCUGGUAAAUGGGCAUGGAUGUAAGUGUCUCAGAACGCAUCCAUUGAAAUCAGCAAUUUGAGUAUAGAGUUAUAUUCUGUUAGAGUUUUAGAUUGACGCCUAACUGUGAACAUAUAUUUUGGACUGAAUCUCAAGUUUGGCCGAUGCAGUGGAAAUACAUGUAAUAUUCUACUAUCUCAAAGCUCGGGCAUUCCUCAUGGAAGAUUCAAUAUUUGUAUUUUAGUGUCCUAACCUUCCAGUGAUUUAUUCUUCCCAUAUUAAUAUUUUUUCCAUCUGUAAAUCAAAUCACAUGAAAUUGUUCAUUUAAAUAUGUGGUUUAAAGUGUUCACUUGAUCAUUGAGUGUUAGGCUGUGUUUCCCUUCACCGAUGACAAUGAUAGAUGCUCGGAUGCAAAGGUUUUCUGUGAAUUGUUCCAAUUCAAAGUGGCUACGGUGCUUGUAGCUUGUUAAUGGUGUCUCCAAGAUGAUGUAUUGUGGAAAUGUUCAUUAUUACUACAUGUCCAUUUUGUACUCUCAUACCAGUCAUUACCAAUGUUUAUGAUAGUUUUAGCUAGAUUGCAUACUCUCACAGAUAUUAAUGUGUUUUCAAUGAAACUUUUGUUUGUAUGGACACAUUGAUUAUAACUUGACUGGAGAGAAACUUAGAAAUUUAAUUGAAAUGUUUCUUUUGUAUUUUCUGUUCGGGUAUUAGCUAAACUAAUUUGCUAAGUUUUCUAAAUAAAUGAACAAAGUAUGUUUAUGGAAUCCAUAGUUUUCUUAUUACUCUGUGUUCAAGUUUAUGGCGUUAAGUUUAAGUUUGGCAAGCCAAAUAAUCUGAUUCCUUACAAGUUUUUGAUAAUAAAUAAUUGAAACCUA